Molecule: messenger RNA, 997 nt
Organism: Ooceraea biroi (clonal raider ant)
Lineage: Eukaryota; Metazoa; Arthropoda; Insecta; Hymenoptera; Formicidae
Product: general transcription factor 3C polypeptide 1-like
Biological process (GO): 5S class rRNA transcription by RNA polymerase III; transcription initiation at RNA polymerase III promoter
Cellular component (GO): transcription factor TFIIIC complex
Molecular function (GO): DNA binding
Source: RefSeq, a predicted model, not a curated record
CCUGGGCCGGCGCCUGCUCUAAGUGCGGCCGAGCUGCGGAAGAAGGUUUACGAUCACCUGAGCAACGCCGGACGGAAGAACGAGGCCCUACCGUCGCAUCAGUCCAGCAGGCAGAAAUCCUUCGUGCGCCGAGUGAUGCCGCGCAAGACGAGCGUCCGACCGCGCCUCAAGUACGACGAGGACGACUAUCGAGCGCUGCAGCGGAUGGACAAGCUGCGGGUGGACUGGGAUUCGCACGAGGACAACAUUCUCCUGGUGUGCAAGGUGGCGACGAUGUACUUGUGGCCGAACCCGCGCAAGCAGAUGGUCAGCUUCAUAGUGGUGAGGGACGUCCUGCGCAAGUUCUCGUACAACUCGUACAACAAGACUUCGCGCGCUUGUCAACGCCGGUUGCUGUACAUGCUGAGGCAGCCGCGCACGAUGAACAGCGUCGCGCUGGGCGUCGAAGAGAUCAAGCAGGACCCGUUCGUCGACAGGCGCUACAGCGGCGUGAUGGAAAGGCUGAAGGCCGAGAGCGCGAAUCCAGCGGAGUACGAGAAGCGCGUGACGGAGGUGUUCAAAGAGCUCGUUAUGUACAUCGUGGAAAAAUAUUACAACAUCACGGAAAUCAAGCCGAAGAAGCACGCGGAGAUCCCGAGGACCAAGCAGCAGUUCGAUCUCUUCUUCGAGCUGUGCAUCCGGCGAAUCCGCGUCACAAUCAGGGCUUCACGAAGGACGUGCGUAACACGGACGACAUUCACUCGGCGACCAUCAAUUCCGUCAUACACAGUUCCAUGUGCUGUGGAAAGGACAGGCGCUGCUGGGCUUAUCAGCUCUUCAAGGUGUAUCAGCAGUAUCCAGAGGUUCUCUUGAGGCAAGCGAUGAGUAAAAUUAGAGCGGAUCAAUUGGUAACCGUGAAGAAGCACCAUUUGGCGGCCAUCAAGAAGUACGGCAACUACAUGCCGAUGAGCAGUGCGCAGUACCAACUGAGUAUCAACUAUAUCUACAAGCUCCAGAC